Messenger RNA from Pecten maximus, 2365 nucleotides. Its product is annotated as protein TRC8 homolog. Bases 110 to 2041 code for a protein of 643 amino acids. The transcript is spliced from 2 exons. Gene Ontology annotation, biological process: ERAD pathway. Gene Ontology annotation, cellular component: endomembrane system; endoplasmic reticulum. Lineage: Eukaryota; Metazoa; Mollusca; Bivalvia; Pectinida; Pectinidae. The record is from RefSeq and is a predicted model, not a curated record. Gene Ontology annotation, molecular function: ubiquitin protein ligase activity.
ACAACCCGAUGAUUUCAUAUUUCGGAGAAUGCUAUAAUGCAUUUGACGUAAUAGGUCAAAGACCUUUACCUGCGCAUUAUAUCUGAUGAAGAUCACAGCCAUGCCAUAGAUGGCAGAUAUUAUCACAAUGUGGGAAGUCAUUUUGCGAGUGCCCCCGCUUUUUGUCAUAGACUCUCUUCUCAACAACUCAUUUUUCUCCUACUUUCAGUUCCUUUAUUUUGAAGCACCGAUGACAUGGACACAGAACAUCGAAUGGCUGCUUUUGCUAACUUUGUGUAUUACUGUGGCCUUGGUAAUAUUCCUUCUGGGAACACACCAACUUCUCACCGUAUACAGCCGUAUCUUGUCCCUGAUGGCUGUCCUUGUUGCAUGUUUCAUGAAUAUAGAAUUCACAAUGCCAACCACCAAAUCUGUAUUUGGGAUAAACCUUCCCAACCCAAAAAAUGAAACAAUGGAUUCAGUACCACCGGAGAUGGUUCUUCACAGAUUACAAACCUGUGUUCAUUAUCUUAUUUGUCAGCUGGCUGCCGCUUUCAUCUUCUGUAAAUCCUGGCAAUUUCAGAGAGAUUUUCAACACAACAACAAGAAAUUUGUAUGUAGUGUCUUCUUGUCGUUUGUUUUUCCGAUGUUUGUGACACAAGUAAUUCAGGUGAUGUAUCAAAGUUCAGAAACCCUACUUUUCUGGUCACAAGUGAUUGGACUGAUCCUGCCAUUGAUGAUUGUGUCAGAAGAUGCUAUCAACUCUGCCUCUUUACUUUACAUCAGUGUGAGGCGUGCAUAUAACUUAGUAAAGCUGACGAUCAGUGCCAUUGGUUUACAAGGAUUCUUGGAAAAUCAUUGGGUUCGUUUACAAGUUCCAAAGGUGCUAAGAAUAUUUUUUACAAGUAGAUUUAUAUUUCAAGUUGGAUAUCAAUAUUGGACUUCAGAAUACGAGAUGUUGUCAAGGCAACCUAAUAUUAAUUACGUUAACACAGAUAUUUUAAACAAUUUGAGUUACCAGGUAGUGGUACGAAGCUGUGAUAAUAUUGUAGCAUUACUAGGUUUGACUAGCAUUGUGUCCUUCUGUGCUCAUUACAUUGGAGUUUUUAUGGCAUUCUGUAUAGGAUCGUCAGAAGAUGAUGACAAAAACAUGGGGACAGUGUCUGCAAUUUUAUUCUUUAUACUUGCCCUGCAAACAGGGCUAACUGGAUUAGAGCCUGAGAAACGACUAGCAAGACUCUGCAAAAAUUUGUACCUACUAGGAACUGCUAUCACACACUUCGUACACAGCAUGGUGCAUCCUCUGUUGAUGUCACUAAGUGCAUCACGUAACAUGCACAUCCAGCGACACAUACGAGCACUGACGAUGUGUACCUUCCUCAUCACAUUCCCAUCCUGCCUUCUGGCCUACCUCUGGAGCAUUCAUAAGAUCAACACAUGGCUCAUGGCCGUCACAGCAUUCAGCCUUGAAGUCAUCAUCAAGGUUGUAGUUUCCCUCAUGGUGUAUUUUCUGUUUAUGCUGGAUGCAUAUAGAGACAAGUUUUGGGAAUCUCUCGAUGAUUAUGUUUAUUACAUCCAGUCAACUGGUAACACUAUAGAAUUCUUAUUUGGAAUCUUCCUGUUUUGUAACGGAGGAUGGAUAUUACUGUUUGAAUCAGGAGGAACGAUUCGCGCAGUCAUGAUGUGUAUCCACGCUUAUUUUAACAUUUGGGUCCAAGCAAAAGAAGGUUGGAAAGUUUUCAUGAAGAGGAAAACAGCAGUAGAUAAAAUAAAUUCCCUCCCUUUAGCCAGUCAGGAACAGCUCAAUAGACUCAAUGAUGUAUGUGCAAUUUGUUACCAAGAGCUACAGAACGCUCGUAUCACAUCGUGUAAUCACUUUUUUCAUGGCGUCUGUCUCCGAAAGUGGCUAUAUGUUCAAGAUAACUGUCCAAUGUGCUACAAGGUAAUCUACAACCCCAACAUGGGAAAUAACUCAAGUUCAGAAGGGGAUGAUGCAAAUCAAAACAAUAUCAACAAUGGUUUAGUCCCACCAAUUCCAGUCCAACGAGACCAUCAAGAUUAGCUGCUGGGUCUCAUAAAUGUAGUGUAGUCUGUCAGGAACGAUUCCUAUAUCACAACCAGUAUUAGAUUUACAAGUGGGAUGAUUUGGUGACAAGACCCUGCCAUCCUCAUCACACAAAAUGACAAGUAAAGCAUAUGUCCACUAAGAUUUUGAGCUAGUAUUCAAAUUAACUGGUCUUUUCAAUUAUAUACUAUCAAAUACUGUUUGUGAUAUAGUCUAUAAUUCACACACAUUUGUCAGGAAACCUCUACAAACAUGGCGAUCUAGUGAAAAUUAGAAAGUUUACAUUUCUGUUUAAUAUUGACCUGUGUCCCUAUAUAUGUU